This is a messenger RNA of Photinus pyralis (common eastern firefly), 1407 nucleotides long. RefSeq names its product small glutamine-rich tetratricopeptide repeat-containing protein alpha (gene Sgt). The coding region runs from base 115 to 1083 and encodes 322 amino acids. Gene Ontology annotation, biological process: post-translational protein targeting to endoplasmic reticulum membrane. The transcript has 8 exons. Gene Ontology annotation, molecular function: protein binding; molecular adaptor activity. NCBI's taxonomy places the organism in Eukaryota, Metazoa, Arthropoda, Insecta, Coleoptera, Lampyridae. The record is from RefSeq and is a predicted model, not a curated record. Gene Ontology annotation, cellular component: membrane; TRC complex.
AGAAUCUCUAAGCUUCUUGCACACAGUUUUUUCUUUUAAGUUUGUUGUGCUAGCGUGAUAAGUUUAAAUAUUUACGUCGUGUUCUGUUUUUAAUAUUAAAUUUCUAUAUAUUUUAUGUUCAAUAUGCAACAACCGGACGUGUGUACUCUCGAUAAAACCAAAAGAAGUUUGAUCCUAUCCAUGCUGAGCUUCCUGCAGGAGGAAGCACAAAACAGUGACCCCGAUAAGAAAGAAUCCUUAGAGGUGGCUAUUCAAUGUAUUGAAACGGCUUUUGAAGUGAAUUAUAAUAGCGAGAGUCAGUCAGGAUGCGUAAACCUGUUUAAUGUAUUCACGCAAAGUCUUCAAGCUAACAAAAAGGAGACACUAACUGGAGAGUCCAUUGCGGAGGCGGAGACAUACAAAAACGAAGGUAACGAUUUAAUGCGACAAGGACUGUUUAGAGAAGCAAUUGAGAAAUAUACUGAGGCAAUAUGUAUAAACCCAGAUAAUGCGGUUUAUUACAGUAACCGAGCUGCUGCAUAUAGUCGAUUAGAUCUUAACGAAUAUGUUGUUGAAGACUGUGAGUGUGCUGUGAAAUUAGAUCCGACUUACGGAAAGGCGUAUGGACGUUUAGGGAUUGCGUACUCUAGAUUGAAUAAAUUAACAAAUGCCAGAGAUGCGUAUUUAAGAGCGCUGGAGUUGGACCCAACAAACGAAAUGUAUCAGUCUAAUCUUAAUCUCGUAAAAGAACAACUCGCAUCUAACACAGAUUCAGUUCCUAGCGACCGUAACAUGGAUAUCAAUCAGUUUAUGACGAAUCCCAAUUUGUUAAAUAUGGCGUCGGAGAUGUUGAAUGAUCCCGGAAUUCGUAAUGUGAUGUCGGGAUUACUGCAGAUGGGUAAUGAAGGCGGUAAUCCAAAUAUCGACGCGCUAUUAUCUAUGGGCCAACAAUUGGCCGAGCAGAUGCAAAUUAAUAAUCCAUCAUUUGUGGAUAAUUUACGUAGGCAAUUUUCUGGGGAUCAAGGUAGUAAUGCGUCUGCAAAUAAUACUGACAGUAACGAAGAGUCUAGUGAUAAACCAGCUUCUUCGAAAAAAGAAGAUUAACAUUUAUUAUUGUUCCAUUUUUAUUAAAUUUUUGUUAUCUGUGUCAUGUUGCAAACUUAUUUGUUAACGCUGCAUUUAAGGAAAGACGUUUUGUGCUACCAGGCACUAUUCAUUUAGUAUAUCAAUAUUGCGGUGGUCAUUGUGUCAAAUUUGGUGAACCUUUUUGAAUUAUAUUUUGUACAUGUUGAGUGCUGUGAAACAAAUUCGUAUGCAGCAUCACAAUAGUGUUUGGUCCGAUAGUUGGUACCAAAUAGACUUUGUGUAAGACUAAGUGCUAUAUUAAAUAAACAAUUAAACUUUUACAAGUCAACUGCAAAUUUUUCA